UAUGGCGCUCACGUUUUUUGCAGGCGUGUGUAGUGUAGGACGUGGAGUUUUUUAUUUUUGGUUUUGAUUAGGCCCAAAUUAGGCCCCAACCCCUAAGCAAAAGAGCAUUAAUAUUUCAGAUAAGACUGCACAGGAGGUCAAGCGGUGUGCUGCUUCGAGUAGCUGCGCUCUAUCAGCUCCGCCAUAGCAGGUCUAACAGCAUGGCGGCUUCCACGAUGUGCCGCGUCCAGCUAACAACUGGGUGAGACGCGCGCUGAGCUGCCUCCACCGUACCACGCCGUACUUCAGCCGUACCUCGGCCGUGCCAUCGUCGUACCACAGCCGUAGGCCGUCGUCUCUAGUACGGCAGCAGCCAGCCAUGAGUGCUAAGGCCGACGUACAGCGCUGCGCCGACAUGCUGAAAAAGGCCGGCAGCGACACGGAAAAAUUCGCCGCCCUGCUCAUGGUUACCAAGCUGGUCAACGCCGCUGACUGCGGCGAGGAGGAGCGCAAACAGCUGUUUGACGCCAUCGGCUUCAAAUACCUGCUGCGGAUGCUGGGCAGCCCGGCGCCACCCGGCUGUCCGCCGGAGCUCUUCAGGUCGAUCGCGCUCACCAUUCUCAGCUGCUUCUCACAGGACGAGAGUGUGAGCGGCUCUCCGGCGAUGGCCGAGGCGGUGCCGCUCAUCUGCGACGUGUUGCGCGAGGCCAGCGGCGACGAGGAGCAGCUGGUGAUGCUCUCGGACGGCUACCAGUGUCUGGAGGCGGCGGCGCGCGCCGGCGGCCCCGCGCGCGCCGCGCUGCUCGCCGCCGCGCCCGUCACUCUGCUGGUGGACGUCAUCUGCAGCACGCUGUGCGGCGCCGAGGCCGCCUGGCGGCUGCUGCGGCGCCUGCUGCGGGCCGAGCGGGCGGCCGUGUGGCGCGGCCGGCCCGAGCUGUUCACGCGGCUGAUGCGCUCACUGACGAUGGACCUGCAGCUGGAGGAGACGGAGCAGCGCUGGACGCUGUGCGCCGACCUGCGCGUGGCGCUGCUCUCGGCGCCGGAGCCGCUGCCCGAGUCUGAGCCGGACCAGUGGCGGCGUCCGCUGCUGGACGCCCUGCUGACCAUGCUGACCAGCCGGCUGACGGCGCAGCAGCGCGGCCCCGUGCUGCUGCUGACCGCUGCUGUGGUGGAGGUGCUGGGCGUGCGGCACACGGCGCUGGAGCCCGACAGACAGCGCCAGCUCGUCAUGGUCUACACCAACCUCUUCUGCAUUGAGAUCCGGAUGGGUCUCGAGGACCGCACGCUGGCGCAGGCGGUGAAACACAGUGAGCUGCUCACCAGCUCGUUCCUCGUGCUGGAGAAGAUGUUCGAGAUGCUGAUCGGAGAGUCGCCGAUCGAGUUUGACGCCAAACAGCGGCAGCAGCUGAUCGUGGCGAUGCGCGGCGCGUGCGGUGCCGUCAUCACCUUCCUCACGGCUGUGAUGAAGGAGGACGCGCCCGAGCUCUCCCGCACGCAGACCAUGUUCAUCUACAGCUGCAUCCGCGUGGCGCUCGCCUGGCUGGCCGAGGAGACGGCGUACCCGGACGAGGUGUUGCACCUGGUGCCCUUUCUGCUGCGCAUGUGCACCGAGACGUUCGAGAUGCGGCGGCAGCAGUCGGCGGCGGCGGCGGCGGCCGAGGUGCCCGACCUGCUGCGGAUGCUGCUGCCGGCGCUCUGUCACCUGACCGCCGACGAUCGCGCCCGAUACGUGCUGCUCAUGCUCGACUGCGACCAGACGCUCAUCGAGUACUUCCAUCACCGGUGGGAGCUGGCGGCGCCUCUCCUCUCCCAGCCCCGCCCCGCCGCCCAGCUGGACGAUCCGCCGUCGGAGCCGGUCCAGGCUCUGACCACCGUCUGCGGCUGCCUGAUGAACAUUGUGGUCAUGGAGGCGGACCGGGUCACUGCCAGCUCCGAGUUCCUCAGCCUGCAGCGCUUCCUGGUGCAGCAGCUGGCUGGCGUGGACGGCUCGCACCUGUUGCUGCGCAGCAACCUGACCGUGCUGGGCCUGCUGCUGCUGCACCGGCACGCGGCGGCCGCCCGCCAGCACCAGACAGAGCUGGUGCGGUUCGCGCAGGCGGCCGUCCGCUUCCUCUGGGACGCGCACAACGUGGACGACUCGCUGAACCAGCAGUCGGUGGUGGUGGCCACGCGCUACCGCGGCGUCUGGGACGACCUCAAGGAGCUCUGGUUCCUCGGACUGCAGGUGCUCUCGCAGCUGGCGGCCGAGGUGGACUGGCUGGCCGAGUUCAUACUCGACAGCGGCUGGGUGACGGAGAUUGUCCGCAUGUUCGGCAGCGUCCGGUUCGGGUACGCCGAGGAGAGCGUCAUCAAGGCGUUCGAGGGGUUCCUGGUGUCUCUGGCUCGCGCCAGCCCGGCCGCCCUGGAGGCCGUGAAGGCCGCUGACGGAGAGAAGGUGUGCCGCACCCACCGGAUGCGCGAGCUGGCCGCCCUGGUGAAAAAGUAGCGCCUCCUCCGCUGCCGGCGGGCCGGGCGGGUGUUGUGUGCCGCCCUCCAGUCGCCGCUGCCGGGGAUGCCGCCGGUGAGUGUCGCAUUCAGUGCCUUCCGCGCCGCCAAAUGGAUGUGUCUUUCUAGUCAAACUGAGGCGACAGUGUUGUUUGUACUUUUGUACUUCCAGAGAGUGAGAACUGGGAAUCUCGCAGUCAGCUAGGCAGGUGGACAAUGCUCGUUUUUAUAGUAGUCUCAGAAAUUCAAUACGGCGCGAUAGGCGCCGUUUUCCGUGUUUCGGCGAAGUUUUGUUGUUAUACUCGUUUCACGAUAGGGUGGCCACUGGGUAGAGGAGACUGCUUUCUGAGAGUACAAACUGGCAAACGAUGCUGUCCGCGGCCGCCGGGUCGGGAGGGCCGUCGGACUGACGGCAGCUCCGGCCGGCCGGCGCCGCCGCUCUCUGCGCCAACCGCCCUUCUCACUAAGGCUCUUUGCACGCGGCGUUCUCUGUCACCUGGACACCUCGUUUGGAGGGGGCCCGGCGGUGGGGUCGGGUCGUCUCGCCGCCGGUCCGUGUGCGGGUCACCGCGCACGGACCGCCCCGGGCGCCCUGGCCGCUGCCGCCGGCACCGCCUGUCAUUCCUGAUGCCUGGCUGUUCUAGAACUCACUCCGUUUUGUGUGCCGUAGGUUUUGUGAGAGGGGCCUUAUCAAAAGACAGCGAUAACAUUGAUUUUCUACGUUCUGUUGUAUAUGCAUCAGCUGCGUGAAAUAAACAGUAUGGACCAUU
Messenger RNA from Amphibalanus amphitrite, 3233 nucleotides. RefSeq names its product neurochondrin homolog (gene Neurochondrin). The transcript is spliced from 9 exons. Gene Ontology annotation, biological process: neuron projection development; regulation of neuronal synaptic plasticity. Gene Ontology annotation, cellular component: dendrite. The record is from RefSeq and is a predicted model, not a curated record. Bases 359 to 2464 code for a protein of 701 amino acids. NCBI's taxonomy places the organism in Eukaryota, Metazoa, Arthropoda, Thecostraca, Balanomorpha, Balanidae.